Vitrella brassicaformis is the source of this 2910-nucleotide messenger RNA. Lineage: Eukaryota; Vitrellaceae. The record is from the annotation of a GenBank genome assembly.
GGCAAGACACACCAAUGCAAUCAACGAGAGUCAAGUUAUGAACAGCUGGAGGAUGUAUGCAUGUAUCGCAUCAGUCAGUCAUUAUCUACACGACGAAUAAGCAUCCGCCACAAUGCAGCCAGCUACGCAACCAGCACGUAUGUAUCACGCACUCAUGUUGGCCACCUUCCGUUGCCUACGCGCGUCAUCCGCCUCCUCAUGGCGCCAGAAUGGAUCAUCCAGCACUGGCCCCGCUGGUUUGGGGCCUUUUCUAAGGUGUGGUGGCCGUGCGGUGGGCACUCUCUGCGAUGUGGUGCUCUGGAUGGUCCAGUCCGUGGCGGGGUCGUCAUCGACCAGCACCUAAUCAGGAGGCCGGGCCGGGCCGGGCCAUACACACAUACACACAUACACACACAUAUCCCGUGUCUGUCUGCAUUGGGGAAGGGCCUGGCCUCUCUCGUGUGCAGCCCAGCCCUGGUUGAUACCUCUGCGUGUGGGUUGUCGUAGCAUACGAUCUCUUUGAGCAGGCGGAUGCCCGACACACGCUUGCCUAAUGAAUGCCGUCCGUGUCCAAAGGAAAGAGAGAGACACAGACAGACAGACAGACAGCCAUUUGUUUGUGCCGUGGAUAGCUAGAUGCAAGGAACGCUCGUCCUUGUCUGCUGACUGACCUUCGCAUCUGUGUAUCGUUUGCAAGUUCUCAUCUUCGCAGUAGAAGGGAUACGCCUGGCCAUCGAUUGACACACUCACUGGUCGGGUCGAUGGGCUCUCUGUGUGCAUUCAUUGUGUGGGUACCUUGGACCAGUCGAGGAAGGCAUCGAGCACUCGCUGACGCGUCUCCGGGUCAGACUGACCAGACAGACAGAGGCACACCACACCAUGAAUGUCAGUGAUGUCGUGUGUGCGGAGUGGACCUCGUAUCUGUGCAUGAGUGUGUAGCAGCUGCCGCAGAGUCUGAACCAGCUCCAAAAGUGAGACGCACGCAUCGUGUUGAUGCUCCUCAGACCCAGCGACCACUGGUCAGCAUAGCUAAGGCCUUAGCAACGGCAAGGCAAAUGCACACAUGUCAUCGAUGUGUGCUAGAUAGAUGUUUGGCCCCUCCUUGUCUGUCUGCAUUGCAGUGAACCUCUGAAGUCUAUGGUGCUUCGUAUGAGGUGCUGUCGGAACUCAGGCACGUACAAACUGUUGAUGUCCGCCAUCGGGAUGCCUGCAGUGCAGUGCAAGCAACACACACGGAUGAGUCUCCCACGCCUCACCGAUCCAUUCAUCUAUCCCGGAGACUGUCGGCUGCUGACCUGCCCCGCCAUGGCCGCCCUUGAACCGAAGACCAGGCCUGAAACAACCAACGAACAAAUCAAUGAACAGCCAAACAUCCGAAUGCCAUCCAUCAAUGUGGUUGGUUGCGUGGCCGACUGUGCUGACUGACCCUCUCCAAAUGGUCAUGCGUCGGAUCUCCUCGAGCACGCUAUUGUGUUGUGUGAGCUGGUCCAUCGUCGGAUCCGUGACAGCGGCGAAGUCCGGGCAUACGUACGUGAUGAACCCUGUCAGGUUGUCGUGCCUGCAAAGAAAGAAAGAAACCAGCCAGCCAGGACAAUAUAGCAAGGAAUACGACUCUCUUGCUCACAUGUAGAAGUCGGUCUGCGGCAGCAGCGUCGUCUCCUUCUUGUACUCGCCACCCUUGAGCUUGCACGCGUACGGCGCUGGACGAAAAACACAGUCCCACACACGGCGGUGACAUGGGCCGCUUCACCUACCUACCUCUGAAGAGCUGGAACUUCAUGUAGGGAUGUCUGUCGACCACGUCACGCAGCUCCGGCUGGGAUGCCCCCCUCGUGUCGGCACCGUCGGCAGUGUCCGGCAGCCCCGAUGCGGUGUGGUCUAUCUGCAUGGUUUUGGUGUCGAGCAGGUGGAUGGCGUUGAGCAGCGUCGGCAGCACCUCACACUGACGCUCGUAGUUGCUGAACUGCAUACGAACGGACAAAGGUCCCCGUAGUCCGUGUUGCACUACACAGACAUCCCCACGUCCAGGCCUCCUGUAGGUACCUGUAUCUGUGGGUACAUGACGUGCACGGAGAACUUGUCAGGGUUGGCGGAAGCCAAAACCUGUGGCCAGUGCAAUCCAAUCCUCACACAAAGAAAGCAAGACUGCUGCCCGGUAUCGGUCGAUGUGUGCACGUGCCAGCCGCUCAUACCACCGGCUCGAGCUGGUCGUCGUCAACACUGAAGAACCAACUCACCUGAGGAAAGCAAUACAAUACCCGCAGACGGGAUGGGGAUGGCGAUGGGCUGCCGUGUGUGCAUCCUCGAGUACUCUCUCACUCACCAGGUGUUGCAGGGACGAAAGAAACCUGUUGCCAUGCUUCUUCAUCGGCUUCUUCCUGAUGCAAAACACAAAACUCCCACAUCCAUCCAGAAUGUGCCUCCUUCCAUUGCCCAGCCCCCGACCGACCGCCUACCCGUCCAGGUCGAAGUAGAGGACCCGCGGAUGGUGCUCGGCCGCCACCUCAUAGAGCCCCGUGAGGUAACCCAUCUUGUGCCGGCUGUACACGUGGUCCCAGAAGGACGCAUGCGACGGAAAGUACGAGUACUUCUGGGUGGUCACGAGUUCCCCCUUCUUGUUGGGCAGCUUCCUCAAGUAGCUCGACCCCACCCACACCGCACUCCCCGGCGGUUUCGCCUGCAGCAGCUCCUCCUUGGUUGGAAAGAAGACCAGGCCAUCCUCGUGACACUGGAAACCCUGCACAGAUGGCAAUUUCAGGAGAUGGAACAGGCAGACAGAUGUGCAGGCGCGAAGAUCUGUGGGCGUACCCUGCCUACGAGGUGAGGGAAGCUAGAUGCGCUCCUAUGCCAUGAUGGUCUGGCUCUCAGUGCUCCAACCGGCAACCCAGAUGAGAAGACGCGCCUCAUGACGUCAUGAAUUCGAUCGGCCAU